AUGAUUACUACUCGCAAAAGAAUGUUUAAUACCAUUAAUACAAUUAAUGAUGUAUUUCGACAAACAUUAGUUAAGGGUUGUCAUUUUCACUACGCUCAGAAUGUAUGGAAAAAAGUUAAAAAAUAUGGUUUGGUAAAAUUAGCAAAACAAGAAAAUAUUCAGUGGAUUAAUGAAGUUCGUUCGUCUGAAGAAUCUGUUAUGUGUCAUUAUGAACAUGAACAAGCUCAAAAGCGUACAACACGACCACGAAAAAUGAAAAAUAUACGUGAUGAUGUGAAGCUUAAAUUAGCAAAAACAAAAUAUAUUGAAGAUAAAGACUUUGAUAGGUAUCAAAAAGUUUUAAGAGCUCUUUCUCAUCGAUAUAUAGAUGUUAUAAAAGAUGCCGGAGAUAACAUAAACGAAUUAGAUGAUGAAGGACGAUUAUUUUACUUUAAGCAUAAUCAAAUUUGUACAAAUGUUUGGAAAUGUUUUACGUUAAUCAAUGAUGAUAGUUCAGAUAAUGAUGAUUAUACCGAUGACGAUAUUUUAGAGCAAAUAAAUCGGACAAAUCAAAAUUAUAAACAGAUAAAAGAACAGUUAACAAAUGAAACACAAAAAUAUAAAAAUUGUAAUGAUGAAUUUCAAAAUAUUCAACAAACAUUAACAGAUUAUACAAGAAAAAUCAAUGAAAUAUUCGUAUGUAUAUCAUUUUUAUUAAUAUAUUUUUAUUAUUUAUUUAAUUUUUAUUUAACUUUUAAUUUUAAGACAAAUUCGAUAAAUAAAAAUUUAAAUUUAAAUACAUUGACAAUAGCUCGUAGACAAAUUGAUAAUCUCGAAAUAACAAAUUAUCUUGAUCCAUUUAAAAAAUUAAUUUUAAAUUCAAUUGAUCAUAAUUUACAAUUAGCCAAUGAUAUUAAUUCACUUUUAUUAACAUAUGAUAUUUCAGAUGAUAAUCAAUCAUUAAAAGAUAAUUUAAAUAUUAUUAAAACAAAAUUAGAAGAAUUAGAACAAGAAAAACAAAAUCUAUCAUAUGAACAUAAUUCUCGAGAAGAAACAUUUCGAAAUGAAUUAGAUCAAUUAGCUGCUGAAAAAGACUCAUUUUGGCAACAACAUGUAGAUGAAGAAUGUGAUCGUGUACGUGAACAAUGUUUAAUUGAACAAAAUCGAAAAGAAACAUUAUUAAAAAAUGAAUUUGAUGAACAAAUAAUUGAUUAUAAUAAUCGAUUAAAAACAUUAUCAAGUCAAAAUAAUGAUUUUUUACAAAGACUAAAUUUACUUCAAAAAGAUUCAGCAAUUCAGUUAGAAGAAACAAAUACCAAAUUACAAAUAUGUAAAACUGAUCUUGAAAAUGAGCGUGAAAGACAAACGGAGUUAUUAAACAUGAUAUCGUCAAAAGAUGAACAAUUGAUUCGAAAUGAACGAGAAAAAAAUGAUAUUAUCAAGGAUCUAUCUGGAGAAGUUGAUAUUUACAAAGAACAAGUAAAACAAUUUUCCAUAACAAUUCUGCAACUAGAAAAAAGUUUAUUAGAAGAACAACAGAAACGAAUUAAAUUACAAGAGGACGUUGAACAGCAUAAAAAACAACAUCCAAAAGAAAUAGUACAGGCACCUACAUACGAAGUACUUGUACCCGCCGUUCCCGUCAUAGAGCCAGCUGAUCUAAGUCAUGAAUUAUUUGCCUAUAAAUCUCGUAUACAAGAACAAGAUCAAAUCAUUGUAUCGUUACGACGUGAUUUAUCGGGUGCUGCUGCACGACUCUCGGAUGUUCAGGGUGAAUUAAGUGAAAAACAAAAACGUCAAAUAGAAAAAAAUGAAACAUUAAUUCGCGAACAAACGCGAGAAUUAGGUGACACAAGAUCAAAAUUAUCAAAAUUAUCCGAUAUUGUUGAUAAACAAUCACGUCAAAUUGAAUCGUUACAAACAGAUCUAACAAAAGCCAAAGCGCUCUCAAAUCAAUAUCAAUUAUUAGUUGAUCAAAAACAAGCUGAAAUUGAACGAUUAUCAAAAACAGUCGAACAAAAAAAUAUUAUUGUUGAAAGAGCAGAAAAAAGUAAAGAUGAAGAAGGUCGUAUAACUCAUGAAUUAGUUGCUGUUGGUGCUCAAUGUAAAGGUGAGCGUCAUGAACAAACAAUAUCGAGACAACGUGAGGCUCUAAAUGAAUUACGUGCACGAAUUAAAAAUCUUGAACAACUACGUCCAGCUAAUCCUCCAUAUGAAAAAGUUUUACAGCAAGUUAUUCUAUUAAAAAAAGAAUUAGCCGAAUUAAGAGCAAGACAGGCAUUACCAAUGGAUAUACCAAGUUUAACAUCAACUUCAUCACAGCAAAAUUUUCGAGUAUCACCCAAUGAUGAUAUUCAAAAUGGUGAGGUUCAAAAAAUAAUUGAAGAACGAACAGCGCAUGCUGAUACUAUGAAUGUACUGCAAACUUGUGAAGAAGUGUACAGUACACUAGUGAGAAGAUUAGCUCAAUUACUUGAACUGGACGAUGAGAUAUCUAAUGUAACACCAUUAUCUACAUUGGGUGCUAAUGAACGAUAUGCCGGAUUACAACAACGACAACGAGCAGCAGACAUGUUAACACAAAAAAUUGAGAUGCUUCGUGAUCGUUUAUCAAGAAAAGAAGAAUUAUUACGAGAUUAUGAAAAAGAUCUUGGCAAAUUGAGACAAGCUGAAAUACUUAUCAAAGAAAAAAAUAUGUUAUUGCAAGAUUUGGAGGUUGGCAAACGAACAAAUGAGGAUGAAGCUCUAUUUUUACGUAGUACAUUGAAACAAACGCAAGAUCAGUUAAAUCAUGAACAACGUGUUAAUACAGCUAUCAAAUUAGGAAGAAAUAUUGAUGGAGAUCAUUCAACCGAUUUAAUUCGUCGUAGUGGCUCCAAACAAUCUACAACUACAUUACAUCAUCAUUGUCCACCCGAUAUUGGACCAAAAAUAAAAACAGUCAAAAAAGAAAUGAAUCAGAAAAUCGCAAGAAAAGAUUAUGAAAUUAAAACAUUAAAACAAGAAUUACAUGAAGCAUUAGAUACAUUAUCAGAACAGUCUCAUCGCGUUAAAUUAGCUGAAUUACAGUCGAGAGAUACAUUACACGAAUCUUGA
Messenger RNA from Didymodactylos carnosus, 3075 nucleotides. Lineage: Eukaryota; Metazoa; Rotifera; Eurotatoria; Philodinida; Philodinidae. The record is from the annotation of a GenBank genome assembly.